This is a messenger RNA of Drosophila teissieri, 4074 nucleotides long. RefSeq names its product enhancer of mRNA-decapping protein 3 (gene Edc3). The transcript is spliced from 5 exons. Gene Ontology annotation, cellular component: P-body. Gene Ontology annotation, molecular function: mRNA binding. NCBI's taxonomy places the organism in Eukaryota, Metazoa, Arthropoda, Insecta, Diptera, Drosophilidae. The coding region runs from base 412 to 2436 and encodes 674 amino acids. Gene Ontology annotation, biological process: deadenylation-independent decapping of nuclear-transcribed mRNA; P-body assembly. The record is from RefSeq and is a predicted model, not a curated record.
GGGUAUUGUUGGGUAUUAUCCGAACACCGACGAACGGCCACACGCAAGCAGUGAAAAUCCCAAUGAAACGAGGAAUCCAAUAAGUUUUAGCCUCAAAGUGUUGCAACUGUUGGUGCAUUUAUCGAUUUAAAGAGACAGAAUAUCAUAACCCUUGACCGCAAAGCCAAAAAACCCAAAAACACCUGACUUUAAGCCAUCACAACACUUGAAUCAACGGCUGUGCAGCAGCAGGAAGAAGAGGAAGAGAGGUGCGUGGUGCGUAGUUAGUGCGAAAUUGCGUAUUAGAAAAGAAAACAACAACAAGCAGCUCUUCGCGGGCCACCAAACAUUUCGAACGAACAUUAGCCAGGGGAGAAGGAGCCGAUCCAACGCGUUGUCGCAUUCGCAGCGGGAGUACCGAAAACUGGUUACAUGGGUCCGACGGAUCAAGACUGGAUCGGCUGUGCGGUGUCUAUAGCCUGCGACGACGUCCUGGGCGUCUUCCAGGGCCUGAUCAAGCAGAUCUCUGCCGAGGAGAUCACCAUUGUACGGGCAUUCCGCAAUGGCGUGCCGCUGCGCAAGCAGAACGCCGAGGUGGUCCUCAAGUGCACGGACAUCCGCAGCAUUGAUCUCAUCGAGCCCGUAAAGCAAGAUCUGGAUGGGCACACGGCACCUCCGCCAGUGAUAAACAAGCCCACGCCCGUCAAGCUACCCCACUUCUCAAACAUCCUGGGCAAGCAGCAGCAACUCCAGCUUCAGCAGCAGCAGCAACAGAAACAGCAGUUUCAGGAGCAGGAACGAGAACAGGAUCUGCCAUCGACGCCGCGGUCACGGGCCAACGACAAUGGACGGGCACCGGUUGGGGGAGCUUCGAGUUCUUCGGGCUCACGUGGCAACUUCAACUCGGCGCUAAGCGAUAAGAUGCAUCAGCUGAAGCUUAUCGAGACCAACGGCUCAAAUGGCACCCGAAGAACACCGCAAACAUCCCGUGCGUCCAGUGCCCAGCAACAGCCGCAGAUGUCAACGACUCCAAACAGCGUGGCCGCCUUUUUUGGCAACAUGAUACCGCCGAAAGUUGAGGUAAAACUGGGCGCCUACGUGAGCGACACCCGGGAAAGUUACUGCAGCAGCAGCGGGGACAGUGGCGAGGCGACUGGCUUGUCGUUGGGCAGCAGCAAACCCAUAGAUAUCGUCAGCAACGGAGAUGGCUUUUACAAGCAGACCGCAGCCUCCAGCUAUGGGAAUGCAAAUGGAAAUGGAAGAAGGAAUGGCAACGCCAAUAACAAUGGAAAUGGCAACGGAAAUGGUUCUUAUACCAAUGGAAAUGGGAACGGCAACGGAAAGAACAAGCGGAACAGGGUGCGAAGGGAGAGCAGCAUGCGGCAGCAACAGGUGCAGCAGACUUUUGGCGGAGAGGCGGACGAUCCACUGAUCCAUGAGGAUUUCGAUUUCGAGGGCAAUCUGGCGCUGUUCGACAAGCAGGCAAUUUGGGACGACAUUGAGUCGACGACCCAAAAACCAGAUGUGGUGCGUCACAUAGUGAACAGUCAUCAUCAUAAGCCAGAACAGAAGUACCGGCACGAUGAGAACAUUCUGGCCAGCAAACCACUGCAAUUGCGCCAGAUCGAAAGCAUGUUCGACGGCAGCCAGGACUUUGUGACAGACGACGGUCUCAUUAUACCGACGAUUCCGGCUUACGUUCGUAAUAAAAUCGAGAUAUGUGCCGAUAAGGCGGGCCUCUCCCUGCAGAGGCAGAUCGACAUUUUGGCGCGCGGGGCCAGUGAUCUGGCCAUUACACUGCUGGGCGGUGCCAGACGAUUGACGCCGGCCAAUAACCAUCAGUGGCCAAAGAUUGUCAUCAUCUGUGAUGGCGUCAAAAAUAUGAGAACAAUUAACAUUGGAGCAGCCACAGGUCGCCAGCUGGCUUCGCAUGGGCUUACUGUCCUUCUGUACGUGGAGCAGGCCAAACUACUGGAGCAGCACAGCAGCAGCGCUGAGAUUUCCCUGUUUAAGGCAACCGACAAUGUCAUAGUUUACACAGUAGACGCCUUACCCACGCCAGAUCUUGUGAUAUUAUCAACUAACACCGCUAAUUUAUCCGAUGCGAUCAAGAAAUGGCUCAGUGUAAAUCGCGCGUCGGUGCUUGCCGUAGACCCGCCGCCGUGUGGCAUUAAUGAGGUGGCUAUCAAGUACUCAAUACUACCCAUACUACCAUUAAAUGGCAUAUCAACCGCAACAUCAUCAUCCUCUUCGGCUGCCGCCACACCAACGCCCAUUGCUAGCACUUCGGCAGCAGCAGCGGCAACCAAAUCAGCAGCAGCAACAUCAACGAACAAUUGUGGCAAAUUGUAUUUAUGUAAUCUAGGUAUACCGGAUAAAUUCUAUCGUGAUUGUGGCAUUAAGUACAAAAGUCCGUAUGGACAUAAAUAUGUGAUACCGAUUCACUCAAAGGACUGAAACAACGACAACACAAACACCAACAUUUACAACAGCAAUCAAACAAACUGCAGCAUCAGCAACAACUGCAAUCCAUUAAAACAAAAAUAAGCACACACAAGAAAAACAAUAACAAUGACACACCCGCACACUUGUGAUGAUCAUCAAGUCCAGUUUCCUGUGAAUCUAGCUCUUAGUAGUCUUCUCUCAUAUAUUACUCAAGUUAAACAUUUUGUUCUACGGCGCGUACACAUAUAGUUUUUAGGUUACUUCACGCAUCAUCCCUUUAGAUACGCCUAGUUAUUAUACCUAUAUUUUCUAAAUUAAUUAAAAAAAAGCUGCCCCGGCCAAGUGCCAAACUAUGAUUAGUUCCCAAUUGUACUCUAUAGAUUUUUUUAUUUUCAUUUUUAGCAACGACACUUCUUGUACAGCCCUCUGUUUUGAAAGCUAGUCCAGCAUUUACAAGUUUAUAAAGCUUUAGUUUAGGCACACGCUGUAAGGAAUUUUUCAAACAUUCAAUCCCAAAUUUCCUAAGGCUUUAGUUUAAUUUACAUUCACUGUCCUUCCUGCAAGUGGUCUUCAUAAACGUAAACAACAAAUCAGGCGAUAAAUUGUUUGUAAAUAACUAUACAAUUCUAUGGGGAAAGAUAAGAUCAUGUUAAUUAUUAUCAAGUAUGCGCAAUAAAUGCCAAAUUCAAUGUCUAAUUUUAAGCAUAAAAUCAACAGCAAAAGCAACAACUAUUGUACGAUGUAAUAUGGAAUACAAAUCCAAGUAUAAAUCAAAUCAGAUAGUUAAGUUAGUUUCGUAAGCAUACAGUGUUUAAACAUUUAACAGACCAUAACAAACAAACAAAACAAAACUUAUAAAAUGAGAAACACUUUAUAUUAUGUAUAGAAGUAAUUAAGAUGUGUCUUUAAGCAAAACUAAACAAAGUCGAGAGCAUAAUUUUUUACCCAUCGAAUACUAAAAAGAAACCACAACACAAUACUUAUACUAUAAACCGUAGAACGAUGAAUUUUAUAUAAGUUUAAAUCCAAUCAAAUAGUGCAAAAUUUUAGAAGGUUGCGACUCAGCAAGGCAACCAAAAACUCAAAACAAACAACCCAAAUUGAAACUACUUGUUGUAUAAAUAAUAACUAUAAUUGUAAUUGUAAACUCCAAUCAUGUUGAUGAUCAUCUGCAAAUUCAAUUUCCAAACCCAUCAAAUUAUAUUGUAAAAGAGAGUUGAAUGCGGAUCAAUCGGCCGCCAGGCGGAUCCCGCAGUGACUGUUUUGCGUUAGGAGUAGAAAUGAUGACCAGACCUUAAAGGGAUGUUGGUGGUGAGAGCGGAUGAGAAGGUUUUUCCAAUACCACAGUAACAACAGAUUUCACAGCCAAACGAAUUAGCACCAAUACAAGGAGAAACCACAAACAACCAGAUUUUGGUAACGCUUUAAAAUUGUAAAAACAUCUAUUUUUGGGCCAAUUGAAAUUGUUAAACAAGGAAUGAAAACCUAAUUUUAAAUUUAUACUUAAAAGACAAAAUUGUACGGAAAUUCUUUUUUGGAACAAGAAAUCAGGCAUAAAAAACGGAUAAAAAAGAGAGUCCUUUCCAACGUAACAGCAAUAUUAAAAAAUACAAAACAACACCGAGAAGCCUUCUCAUGGAAGAAAACAAA